Molecule: messenger RNA, 3270 nt
Organism: Cariama cristata (Red-legged seriema)
Lineage: Eukaryota; Metazoa; Chordata; Aves; Cariamiformes; Cariamidae
Gene: CDHR2
Product: cadherin-related family member 2
Exons: 23
Coding region: 1-3270 (1089 amino acids)
Biological process (GO): homophilic cell-cell adhesion
Cellular component (GO): plasma membrane
Molecular function (GO): calcium ion binding; cell adhesion molecule binding
Source: RefSeq, a predicted model, not a curated record
AUGGCAUGGCGCUCGCUGGUGCUGCUCCCCUUCCUCCUGGCAGCAGUUUCAGGCAACACAGCCCCCUUUUUCAACAUGACCGUCGUCUAUGUGCCUGAGGAUCUCGAUUUGGGCCAGCAAGCUUUCCAGCUGACAGCCUUUGACAUAGACGGGGACCCGCUCACCUACAGCAUCAGUGGGCCGGAGGCCUUCUACUUCUCUGUCGAUGCCCAGACAGGCAGUGUGACGCUCAGGAACUCGCUGGACCGCGAGCUCCAGGCCAGGCUCACCAUCACCAUUGGGGUGUCCGAUGGGAUGAACGAUGCAGUCUCCAGAAAACUCACAAUCAUCGUGGAGGACCGUAACGACAAUGCCCCAGUCUUCCAGCACCUGCCGUAUGAAACCUCCAUCCCCGAGGUACCUUCCUGGGACUUCCCGGCCCCCGUGGGCGGCAGGGCAGGGGCGCUGGGUGGCUCCUGCGGCAUGGGUGUGCCGGCAGCAAACAUGGAACUCAACAGCAUCAUCUACACCGUGUUUGCCAAUGACAGCGACACUGGGAACGCCUCCAAAGUCAGAUAUAGCAUCGAGGAGGUGAUCCCAGACAGCACAAAGAAUCGCUGGCUCUUCUACAUCCUGCCCAAUGGGAAUGUGGUGCUCAAUGGCUCACUGGACUAUGCCAAGAACACCUUUUACCAGCUCAAGAUCGUCGCCAAGGACAGCGGGGGGAUGCUGCACAACAUGUUGACCUUCCAGCAGAGCUCGACCUACCUGUCCGUGGCCAUCCGCGACCUGCCCAACCUAGACCCAUGGUUCCUCAACGAGCCCUAUUCCGGCUCUGUGCCUGAGAACUGUGCCCUGGGUACCACUGUGUUGACCGUCACCGCCAUGGACAGAGACACAGGGGUGAAUGAUGAAAUCUCCUACAGCAUCACCAAUGCCAAUGUCCCCUUUGCUAUCAGUGCCACGACAGGCACCAUCACUGUGACUGGGCCCCUGGACCGUGAGCAGCUGCCAAGUGAGGAAGUGCUGCUGGAAGUCGUGGCACGUGAGAAGAACCUGGACAUCCAUGGCAUGGUGGCCCAGGCCAGCACCCUAGUGACAGUCAUGGUGACCGAUGUGAAUGACAACAAGCCCCAGUUCUACCACUGCUCCCUCCCCAGCUGCAACUUCUCCACCAGUGCCCAGAACAACUUCAGGGGCAGCAUCAUAGAGCACUCCUCCUCCAGACUGCCCGUGUCCAACCUCAACAUCGUCGCCCAUGACCCAGACAAGAGCAUCAACAGCAAUUAUGAGCUGUACCUGCAGGGUCCGAAUGCCAGCGCCUUCACUGUCUCCCCUUCAAAGAUUGUGGGCACAGGGGAGGUCCAGCUCCUGGUGCAAGACCCAUCCUCUGUGGACUAUGAGAUAAGCCAUGUCAUGGUGGUGCAGAUCAUUGCUAAUGACACAGGGAACCCCACGGACUGCUGCUCCAUGGCCACUGUGACCAUCGACCUCAUUGACAGCAAUGACCAUAACCCUGAGUUCCCCCAGAGCACCUACAACCUGAGCGUGAUGGAGAACAGCCCUGCUGGGACCGUCAUCUCUUCAAACAUCACGGCCUACGAUCCGGACAGUGGUGUCCUGGGCCAGAUCACCUACCAGCUGCUCCCGGAGAGCAUCCAUAAAACCUUCACGGUGAACACCACGACCGGGGCAGUGCUGGUGCAGAACGGGAGCUUGCUCGACCGGGAGACUCGCUCCAUCUACUACGCCAACCUCCAGGCCAAGGAUAGUGGCAACCUGGCGGGCACCACAGUGCUGGAGAUCACUGUGCUGGAUGACAAUGACAUGGCACCCAUCAUCACCGGCUCCUACUUCAUCUCGGUGGAAGAGGGACAGAACGUCAGAACACAGAUCCAGGCCAUUGACAACGAUGAGCCUGGCAAUCGCAACAGCAAAUUGGGCUUCAAGAUCUUGCCAGGACCGUUCAGUGACAACUUCACCAUCGACGUGACCACAGGUGAGAUGCACAGCAAUGAACCGCUGGACCGCGAGACCUUGGAAGAUGAGCGAGGGCAGAUGGUGGUGACAGUGGAGGUGUAUGACCACGGCGUGCCACAGCUCAACACCUCAGUUAACGUCACCAUCACUGUGGGGGACGUGAAUGACAACUCACCCAUGUUCCUCAACCAGUCCUACGAGUUCUCAGUCUUUGAAGACUCUCCAGGGUCCCUCGUGGGUGAGGUGGAGGCCACAGAUGCUGACCAGACUGAGAUCAAUUCCCGCAUUUCCUUCCUAAUUCAGAGGGGCAAUGGCUCCAGCAACUUCUUGAUCCGCUCGUCCCGCCUGGGGCCAGGGCACUACGGCGGGCAGCUGUCUGUAGACCCUGACAUGUCCCUGGACUAUGACACCCUGCAGCAGAAGUUCUUCUCCUUGGUGGUGCUGGCGGAGAACACGGCCGCAGACAAUGUGGGGGACAAGGCCAACGUCUCAGUGGUGGUCCACAUCCUAGACCUUAAUGAUGAGCCUCCCACCAUCGUGCCAACCUCGCUGCAGGACGUGUAUGUGAGUGAGAACGGCACGCAGCAGGGUCUGGUCCACAUGCUGGCUGCCUCCGACUCAGACACCAACCACUCGCUGGUCUUCGAGGAGCUGGCGGUCGCCUGCUUCAAGGGGGCGAGCGGUGCUGGGGAGGUGUGCUGGGACUGGUUCAUGUUGGCACCCAACGGCUCGGUGGUGGUGAACAGCUUGGACAUUGACUACGAGCUGUGCGACAGGGUGGUGCUGACGCUGCGGGCUGAAGACCUGUACACCGAGAAGGGCAACCGCUACAGCCAGAAUGAAACCUUGCGGAUCUUCAUCACCGAUGUGAAUGACAACAAGCCGCUUUUACUGCCCACCUUGGAGACCUUUGUGAUUGUCCCCGAAAUCUCUCCUGUGGACCUGCAAGUGGCUACCGUGAAGGCCACAGAUGCUGACUCAGGGCCACGGGGAACCAUCACCUUCUUCAUUGUCAGCGUGGUGCUCGUGGAGGAUAAUGGGGUCAGCCGGCCUUUUGAGAACCUCUUCAAGGUGGUGACAACGCCCGAGCAGGACAGCUACGUCGGGAGCGUACAGGUGGCCAGCAAUCUCGAUGGCUCACUGAAGGGGCAGUACCAGGUGAUGGUGGAGGCUCGGGAUGGCGAGGCACCAGCACACACAGCACAGACUGUGCUGAAUAUCUUCACGGUGGAUCAGAGCUACCGCGUUCGCCUCCAGUUCGUGACAACGGUGGAUGAAGUCCAGAGUAACUCCGAAAAUAUCAAAGUGUAA